AUGGGUCAAAGUGUAAAGAUAGUUGGUUCCUUAAUAGCUAUUUCUAGAUUGUAUAGAUUGAGAGAUGCAGAAGCAGAUUGGCCUAAGGAUUUGCUACUCAUAGAAGCUAUAAAGCAUUAUUUGCUCUUUCCUUUAGAAGGAGUUUCUUAUGAAUACUGGAUUAGAGACCUUGCAUUAGUAGCUUUGGGGUUAAGAAUGAUGAG
Cetraspora pellucida is the source of this 203-nucleotide messenger RNA. The record is from the annotation of a GenBank genome assembly. NCBI's taxonomy places the organism in Eukaryota, Fungi, Glomeromycota, Glomeromycetes, Diversisporales, Gigasporaceae.